UCUUAUUUUUGAAAAUAAUUAUCAAUAUAAAAUGAUCGAUUUCAUUUGGAUAUUAGAGUUUAAUUUAUAAUCUAGUUUUAAAAUAAACACAGAGAAUCGAGAGAUAAAGGGUAAAGAACCCUUAUUUCUCUCCGAAUCUGUUGCAUAAGUUUUGAUUUCACGAUAUUCUUAUCAAAAAGAAAAAAACGAGUAUAUCGUAUAAAUUGAUAAUAAAAUUAAAGAGUGUAAAUGGCAGGAAAGGUGGUAGUAUCAGUUCUAUCCGUAAUUUUAGUGGUAGGAGUUGUAAUAGGAGUUGUGGCAGUAGGAAAUAGAGGUAAGGGUGGUCAUGACAAUGGUUCAAAUAAUGACGAGAAACUAUCAUCGUCAAUGAAGACAGUGAAUGUUCUUUGUGAACCUGCUACUUUCAAGGAUGCUUGUAUUAAGACCCUAGGUAGCGUAGCACAAAAUCAAACGGCUACCCCGCAGGAUUUAGUGAAAGCAGGAAUCAAGCUAGCAUUACAAGAGAUUUUUAAAGCUAAUAAUCUAACAGAUACCCUUGUUCCAAAAGCCAAUUCUACUAAGAAACCCGAGCAGGCUAAAAUGGCGAUUGAUAGUUGUAAGAAUAUGUUCGAUCUUGCUGCUGAUCGACUUGAUGGGGCGAUUAAACAAGCCCAAGAUCCUACAAUGUAUAAAGAUCAUGAUCUAGUUUGGAGUCUUCGUGUUUGGCUAAGCGAUGUUAUAACCUUUGCUAAUAGUUGUGGGGAUGAAUUUGGAGAAGCUGAAGCUACUGAUCUUCAAAAGAUAAUGCAAGAUGGUGUUGUAAGUGCUACUGAAAUUACUGUUAGUAUGUUAGAUAUUGUUACUUCAUUUAAUAAAGCUCUUGCUGGAUUAGACCUUUCAAUGAAUGCAUCCAAAUUGGUUGAGAAAUUUAACCCAAAUCGUCGUCUUCUUAGCUUGGUUAAUGUCGAUGAAGAAGGUUAUCCAAGAUGGUUAUCGGGUUCUGAUCGAAGACUGUUAGGAAAUAAAGGUGGAAAAGGUAUUGCUGGGGGUGGAUCUGUCGCAGCACCUCCUGUUGUACGUGGUAUGAAGCCUAAUGCGGUUGUAGCUUUAGAUAAUAGUGGACAAUUUAAGUCCAUUGCGGCUGCUGUGAAUGCACAUCCAGGUAAGGGAUUAGUAGGUCGAUAUGUAAUUUAUGUUAAGGCAGGAAUCUAUAAAGAAGAAGUUAUAAUAGGAAAGCAACAAAAUAACAUUUUCAUGUAUGGAGACGGGCCUUUGAAGACGAUUGUGAUGGGUGAUAAGAGUUUUACAAAGGGUGUACAGACAUCUAAAACCGCACCAGUUCAAGUAGAAGGAUUCGGGUUUUUUUGUAAGGAUAUGGGUUUCCAAAACACAGCCGGACCACAAGGUCAUCAAGCAGUAGCUUUAAGAGUAAAUGGAUUACAAGCUGUAUUUCAAAAUUGUUUCUUUGAUGCUUACCAAGACACAUUAUAUGCACAAGGUGGAUCUCAGUUUUUCCGUGACUGUCAGAUUUCUGGAACUGUUGAUUUUAUCUUCGGAAAUGGUGCAACAUUAAUCCAAAACAGUAAACUAGUUGUAAGACAAGGAAAUCCAGGACAACAAAAUCUUGUGACAGCACAAGGAGGAUUAGCAGCAAACGAAGCGACAGGUUUAGUGAUUCAAGGUUGUGAGAUCCUUUCAGGAAAAGAACUUUUCCCUAACAGGCUAAAGGUUAUGACUUACUUAGGUCGGCCAUGGAAAGUUUAUGCUAAAACAGUGUUUAUGGAAACUGUUAUGGGUGAUUUAAUACAACCUGUUGGAUAUUAUCAAUGGGCAUCGCCAGAAGGGAAGAACAAUCACUUGACCGCUUUCUAUGGCGAGUACUCGAAUCGUGGACCUGGAUCUAACUUUAAUCUCAGGGUUAAAUGGCCUCAUGUAAAGCUUUUAAGUAAGCCUGAAGCACAACGUUACUCAGGUGCUCAGUUUUUAGCUGGUGCUCCAUGGGUCGCAGCUGCUGGUGUACCUAUCAAUCUUAAUGUUGCUUGAAUUCAUCGUAUCAUCAUUUUUAUUCCGAAGUCUAAACUAUGCCCAAUGUAUCCUGCUCAUAAAAAUAUUCUAAUUUCUAACAUAUACAUUAUCGUGAAAUAGGCCAGCUUUUGUUAAUGUU
Amaranthus tricolor (Joseph's coat) is the source of this 2143-nucleotide messenger RNA. RefSeq names its product pectinesterase. The coding region runs from base 229 to 2022 and encodes 597 amino acids. The transcript has a single exon. Gene Ontology annotation, biological process: cell wall modification. NCBI's taxonomy places the organism in Eukaryota, Viridiplantae, Streptophyta, Magnoliopsida, Caryophyllales, Amaranthaceae. The record is from RefSeq and is a predicted model, not a curated record. Gene Ontology annotation, molecular function: pectinesterase inhibitor activity; pectinesterase activity.